Messenger RNA from Lachancea meyersii CBS 8951, 1005 nucleotides. The record is from the annotation of a GenBank genome assembly. NCBI's taxonomy places the organism in Eukaryota, Fungi, Ascomycota, Saccharomycetes, Saccharomycetales, Saccharomycetaceae.
AUGGGAGCGCAAUUGAGACUUGUAGCGUGUGUCUCGGGCAUAUACGCAGCGUUUCUGACGUGGUCUUUGGUUUAUGAGCCCUUGACGACACGAGUUUGGCCAAAUUCGCAAGCUAAAUUUCAGGCACCAUGCAUCGUGGCAUUGGUGCAGGCUGCGGUCGCCGGGAUGACCGGAAUAUUGUACUUACACCGAGAACAUACGGGGUACAGAGCACGGGAUUUUUUGCGCGAGUUUUACCGCGAUUUGCUGGCGAUUUCGCUGACACAGAGCGUUUCGAGUCCACUGGCCACGUACUCGCUGCAGUACGUGGAUUUUUUAACUUACAUGCUGGCCAAAAGCUGCAAACUACUCCCCAUCCUGGCUGUGCAUUUGAUUUUGUACCAUACUCGGGUCCCGAACGACAAGAAAAUGGUUGCACUUGCGGUCACUUUCGGAGUCGUUCUGUUCAACUUGGGAUCUCAAAAACCGGCUGGCAAAAAUAACGGGAAGAACAUGAGUCUUGUGCACGGCUUUUUGCCCCUUACGGUUAGUCUGCUACUAGAUGGGUUCACUAAUGCCACGCAGGAUACCCUGUUAAGGCGCAAUCGGGCCCAAAAGACCCAAAAGUGCAUCACAGGUGGCCAUUUGAUGCUGGGACUCAAUCUAUGCAUAGUUCUCUGGAAUUUGCUGUAUUUGACGGUAGUGGACCCACAGCAAGCCAUCAGAACCAAAGAUAUGAUUUUUCAGGAUCCAUCAAUUGGGAUUUAUUUGCUGACGUAUGCGGCAUGCGGGGCCUUGGGCCAAAUAUGCAUUUUUUACACGCUGCAAAACUACGGCUCACUGGUCUUGGUGAUGGUUACCGUCACUAGGAAGAUGAUAUCUAUGAUUCUUAGCAUCAUGGUGUAUGGCCACCGCGUCACGAAAUUACAAUGGUUGGGGAUCAGCAUUGUUUUUGCAGGAAUUACGAGCGAAGCGUUGAUCAAGCGACAAGCCUCGGUAGCGGCGAACGCGCGGAAAGUCGAAUGA